This is a messenger RNA of Trichosporon asahii var. asahii CBS 2479, 624 nucleotides long. RefSeq lists its product as uncharacterized. Bases 1 to 624 code for a protein of 207 amino acids. The record is from RefSeq and is a predicted model, not a curated record. NCBI's taxonomy places the organism in Eukaryota, Fungi, Basidiomycota, Tremellomycetes, Trichosporonales, Trichosporonaceae. The transcript has a single exon.
AUGACGAAGGAGACCGUCUUGAAUCAGCAAAGCAGUAGCGAGAUGCCCUCACAGCUUGUGGGCUCUAUCAAGCGCUGCACUAGCGCCUCUCCUGAGCCCUCGAACAAGAGAGCGAAACUGCAAGAGGACGAUUGUCAUCCUCCUGCCACCGCCUCAGUGGACCCCGUACCAAAAGCGACCCUUUUGGGUCCCACCGGACCCCCCACCGAGGACUCCUGGGCAACGGACGACAAGGCAUGGGAAGAAAACCCUUCGCACAAGCCGACGUGGAUCGAACGCUUCAGGACUCAGCCGGAAGCCGUCCACAAGGACGACGGCUCACGCGACAGCGAGAGGAAGGAGCAGGAGCGCGAGAGCGCCGAGCAGCAGCGAGCUGCAUGGCAAGAGGCAUUGAAGGAGCGUGAUACCGAGUGGAAACAAACCACUAUCACUGCGUGGUCAUGGCCUUCGUACUGCGAAACUUGCCACCCGGAGAACUUCGAACAGCCUCUGAGCGACGUUGAUAGCGGGUACGAAUGGAGUGACGGCGGGGGGAAUGACGGCCAGUCUUACGCAGUGGCGCUUCAGAACCCUACAAGUGGAAUUGAUAGUGACCAGGACAGCGGAAGGGAGACAGAAGAUUGA